Molecule: messenger RNA, 480 nt
Organism: Clunio marinus
Lineage: Eukaryota; Metazoa; Arthropoda; Insecta; Diptera; Chironomidae
Source: the annotation of a GenBank genome assembly
AUGGGAUUAGGUUUUGAAAGAUGCCCUGAAACCUCAUCGUGUCUAUUGAAGGGCUUCACUGAAAAUGAUGAUGGAUUGUAUGGACAUUACCAUCAGCAUUUCUCAUCAUUUCAUUCGUAUUCGUUAUACGGGAUGGAAAGUUUUCUCCUCAAUUUGUUUAGAAAUAUUUGUUUGAGUGUUCCUGAGACUUUUCGACCCUUCCAAACUCUACAUAUACACUCAUCAAAAAGGCUUACAUUCAACGACAGCAACAGAGAUAAAUUUAUGGUUAUUUUGGUUAAGCAAGUCUCAGCAUAUAAAGCGGAAGCUUUACGUUUGUUAACAAAAAAAGGGAGCCUUAAGCUUAAGUCGUGUAAUCAGGCAAAAGAUGACAUUAGCGAUUUCAACAUGAAUGCUUUCAAUUUUGAGGAGAAAUUAGAAGGUGUAGAUAGUCUACUUCAAUCGCUUGUUCACAUUUUCGUCGUAGUCAUCCUGAAAUAG